Molecule: messenger RNA, 4590 nt
Organism: Gigantopelta aegis
Lineage: Eukaryota; Metazoa; Mollusca; Gastropoda; Neomphalida; Peltospiridae
Product: collagen alpha-2(IV) chain-like
Exons: 8
Coding region: 1-4590 (1529 amino acids)
Cellular component (GO): basement membrane
Source: RefSeq, a predicted model, not a curated record
AUGCUGUUUCCACCCACAAAACUAAAAGGUUUGUGGGCGCUAGAGGAAUGUGAAAAUUAUCAUCCCAUUUACCUGGAUCAUCUGGGUUUCUUUGAGGUUUGUUUGGUCCUUGCUGAUUUCCUGGUUGACCUGGUUUUGAAUUUUGUUCUGUUGGGUUACUUGGUCUUCGUGGUGGGUAUCUUGUUCUUCCUGGUGGUUUACCUGGUGGCUUACUUGGUCUUCCUGGUGGUUUACUUGGUCUUCCUGGUGGUUUACUUGGUGGCUUAUUUGGCCCUCCUGGUGGUUUACUGGGCCAACCUGGCGGGUUAUCUGGUCUUUGUGGUGGGUUACUUGGUCUUCGUGGUGGGUAUCUUGUUCUUCCUGGUGGUUUACCUGGUGGCUUACUUGGUCUUCCUGGUGGUUUGCUGGGUCUUCCUGGUGGUUUACUGGUUACCUGGUCUUCGUGGUGGUUUACUGGGUCUUCGUGGUGGUUUACUGGGUCUUCGUGGUGGUUUACCUGGUCUUCCUGGAGGUUUACUGGGUCUUCGUGGUGGUUUACCUGGUCUUCCUGGUGGUUUACUGGGUUUUCCUGGUGGUUUACUGGGCCAACCUGGCGAGUUACCUGGUCUUCCUGGUGGUUUACUUGGUCUUCCUGGUGGUUUACUUGGUCUGCCUGGCGGGUUACUGGGUCUACCUGGCUUCGGGUUGCUUGGUCCUGAUGGGUUAUCAGGACUGCCUGGGUUCGGAUUCGGAUUUGGAUUAGAUGGAUUCCACUUUGGAUCAGUUGGACCUGAUGGUCUGCCUGGUGGUGUACCUGGUCUACCGAUAUUAACACACCUCGGUAUCGAGAUCCAAGUCCUUGAACGGCGAGCAGUAUUCAGAGGCGGCAAACAGAACGGGAGCAGACGACUUAUCGCAGUUGGUGAAGCAGUCGUAGAAAUCGCACGUGCCACUGUCUGCCGAACCUUCACACGCACCACGCUGAUUGUUACCUGUAAUAUGAACCUACUCUCACUUGGGUCAGCUGUAUUUAGAUCUGGAUUGGUUGGUUCCGGUGAAUUACCUGGUCUGGACGGGUUCGGGUUGUUUGGUUCUUGUGGAUUACUUGGUGUUCCUGGUGAACUGCCUGGAUCUGGAUUAGUUGGAUUCCAUUUAGGGUCAGCUGGGCCUGACGGAUUGCCUGGUCUAUCUGGGUUUGGAUUGCUUUGUCCUGGUGAGUCACCUGGUUUACCUGGGUUUGGGUUGCUUUGUCCUGGUGGGUUACCUGGUUUACUUGGGUUUGGGUUGCUUUGUCCUGGUGGGUUACCUGGGUUUGGGUCAGUUGGAUUCCAUUUUGGGUCACUUGGACCUGACGGAUUACCUGGCCUGACUGGAGGGCUGCCCGGACUACCUGGGUUUGGAUUAGGAUUAGAUGGAUACCACUCUGGAUCAGUUGGUCCUGUUGGAUUCGGGUUGCUUGGCCCAGGUGGGCUGCCUGGUUUACCUGGGUUUGGGUUGCUUUGUCCUGGUGGGUUACCUGGUUUACCUAGGUUUGGGUCAGUUGGAUUCCAUUUUGGAUCACUUGGACCUGGCGGAUUACCUGGCCUGACUGGAGGGCUGCCCGGACUACCUGGGUUUGGAUUAGGAUUAGAUGGAUUCCACUCUGGAUCAGUUGGUCCUGUUGGAUUCGGGUUGCUUGGCCCAGGUGGGCUGCCUGGUUUACUUGGGUUUGGGUUGCUUUGUCCUGGUGGGUUACCUGGGUUUGGAUCAGUUGGAUUCCAUUUUGGAUCACUUGGACCUGACGGAUUACCUGGCCUGACUGGAGGGCUGCCCGGACUACCUGGGUUUGGAUUAGGAUUAGAUGGAUUCCACUCUGGGUCGGUUGGCUCUGAUGGAUUCGGGUUGUUUGGUCCUGAUGGGUUUUCUGGUCUGCCUCCAGGCUUAUUAAGUUAUCUUACUGACCUCCGUGUCGAAGUCCCAGUCCUUGAACUCCGAGCAGUAGUCAGAGGCGGCAAACAGAACGGGGGCAGACGACUUGUCGCAGUUGGUGAAGCAGUCGUAGAAAUCGCACGUGCCGCUGUCUGGCGAACCAUUGCACGCAGCAGGUGGAUUGUUAUCUUAUUUCCAUCUGGAUUAGUUGGUUCCGGCGAAUUAACUGGUUUGGACGGGUUCGAGCUGUUUGGUUCUUGUGGAUUACUUGGUGUUCCUGGUGAACUGCCUGGGUCAGCUGGACCUGACGGGCUGCCUGGUCUACCUGGGUUUGGAUUACUUUGUUCUGGUGGGUUACCUGGUCUAUCUGGAUUAGGAUUAGAUGGAUUCCAUUUUGGGUCGGUUGGUCCUGAUGGAUUCGGGUUGCUUGGACCAGGUGGUCUGCCGGGUUUACUUGGGUUUGGGUUGUUUUGUCCUGGUGGGCUUCCUGGCCUACCUGGAUUCGGAUUAGUUGGAUUCCAUUUUGGGUCAGUUGGCCCUGAUGGAUUGCCUGGUCUACCUGGGUUUGGAUUAGGAUUAGAUGGAUUCCACUCUGGGUCAGUUGGUGCUGAUGGAUUCGGGUUGUUUUGUCCUGGUGGGCUGCCCGGCCUACCUGGAUUAGUUGGAUUCCAUUUUGGGUCAGUUCGCCCUGAUGGAUUGCCUGGUCUACCUGGGUUUGGAUUAGGAUUAGAUGGAUUCCACUCUGGGUCAGUUGGUGCUGAUGGAUUCGGGUUGUUUUGUCCUGGUGGGCUGCCCGGCCUACCUGGAUUAGUUGGAUUCCAUUUUGGGUCAGUUCGCCCUGAUGGAUUGCCUGGUCUACCUGGGUUUGGAUUAGGAUUAGAUGGAUUCCACUCUGGAUCGGUUGGUGCUGAUGGAUUCGGGUUGUUUUGUCCUGGCGGGCUGCCCGGCCUACCUGGAUUCCAUUUUGGAUCAGUUGGCCCUGAUGGAUUGCCUGGUCUACCUGGGUUUGGAUUAGGAUUAGAUGGAUUCCACUCUGGGUCAGUUGGUGCUGAUGGAUUCGGGUUGUUUUGUCCUGGUGGGCUGCCCGGUCUACCUGGAUUAGUUGGAUUCCAUUUUGGAUCAGUUGGCCCUGAUGGAUUGCCUGGUCUACCUGGGUUUGGAUUAGGAUUAGAUGGAUUCCACUCUGGAUCGGUUGGUGCUGAUGGAUUCGGGUUGUUUUGUCCUGGUGGGCUGCCCGGUCUACCUGGAUUAGUUGGAUUCCAUUUUGGGUCAGUUGGCCCUGAUGGAUUGCCUGGUCUACCUGGGUUUGGAUUAGGAUUAGAUGGAUUCCACUCUGGAUCGGUUGGUGCUGAUGGAUUCGGGUUGUUUUGUCCUGGUGGGCUGCCCGGCCUACCUGGAUUAGUUGGAUUCCAUUUUGGGUCAGUUGGCCCUGAUGGAUUGCCUGAUCUACCUGGGUUUGGAUUAGGUUUAGAUGGAUUCCACUCUGGAUCGGUUGGUGCUGAUGGAUUCGGGUUGUUUUGUCCUGGCGGGCUGCCCGGCCUACCUGGAUUCCAUUUUGGAUCAGUUGGCCCUGAUGGAUUGCCUGGUCUACCUGGGUUUGGAUUAGGAUUAGAUGGAUUCCACUCUGGGUCAGUUGGUGCUGAUGGAUUCGGGUUGUUUUGUCCUGAUGGGCUGCCCGGCCUACCUGGAUUCCAUUUUGGAUCAGUUGGCCCUGAUGGAUUGCCUGGUCUACCUGGGUUUGGAUUAGGAUUAGAUGGAUUCCACUCUGGGUCAGUUGGUGCUGAUGGAUUCGGGUUGUUUUGUCCUGGUGGGCUGCCCGGUCUACCUGGAUUAGUUGGAUUCCAUUUUGGGUCAGUUGGCCCUGAUGGAUUGCCUGGUCUACCUGGGUUUGGAUUAGGAUUAGAUGGAUUCCACUCUGGAUCGGUUGGUGCUGAUGGAUUCGGGUUGUUUUGUCCUGGUGGGCUGCCCGGUCUACCUGGAUUAGUUGGAUUCCAUUUUGGGUCAGUUGGCCCUGAUGGAUUGCCCGGUCUACCUGGGUUUGGAUUAGGAUUAGAUGGAUUCCACUCUGGAUCGGUUGGUGCUGAUGGAUUCGGGUUGUUUUGUCCUGGCGGGCUGCCCGGCCUACCUGGAUUAGUUGGAUUCCAUUUUGGGUCAGUUGGCCCUGAUGGAUUGCCUGGUCUACCUGGGUUUGGAUUAGGAUUAGAUGGAUUCCACUCUGGAUCGGUUGGUGCUGAUGGAUUCGGGUUGUUUUGUCCUGGCGGGCUGCCCGGCCUACCUGGAUUAGUUGGAUUCCAUUUUGGGUCAGUUGGCCCUAAUGGAUUGCCUGGUCUACCUGGGUUUGGAUUAGGAUUAGAUGGAUUCCACUCUGGGUCGGUUGGUGCUGAUGGAUUCGGGUUGUUUGGUUCAGGUGGGUUCCCUGGGUUACCUGGGUUCGAAGUAUCUGGCCUGCUUGGGUUGGGGUCAGUUGGAUUCCACUUUGGGUCAUUUGGACCCGGUGGGUUGCCUGGUUUGCCUGAUUGGUUAUUUGGUCUUCCUGGUGGGUUACUUGGUCCACCAGGGUUUUGGUUGUUUUGUCCUGGUGGGUUACUUGGUUGGCUUGGAUUUGGGUUAUUUUGUUUAGGUGGGCUUCCUGGUGCUUCUGGACUCGGGUUGUUUGGUUCUGGGGAGUUUAUUGGUCUCUCUGGUUUCAGGUUGCUAUGGUAG